GUGGCGAGGACGUGUCAACAGGCAGACAGUGUGGACAUGUCUGACAUGUUGGUGUGGACGCCCAGCAGUAAUGUCCACAAUCAAUUGGAUGAAUACAUCACCAUCGCUAAAGACAAACACGGAUACAACAUGGAACAGGCCCUGGGUAUGUUGUUUUGGCACCAGCACAACGUGGAGAAGUCCUUGGCCGACCUUCCAAACUUCACCCCCUUCCCUGACGAGUGGAGCGUGGAGGACCGGGUUCUGUUCGAGCAGGCCUUCAGCUUCCACGGGAAGAGCUUCCGCCGCAUCCAGCAGAUGCUCCCUGACAAGUCCAUGGCCAGCCUGGUGCGCUUCUACUACUCGUGGAAGAAGAGCCGCACCAGGACCAGUGUGAUGGACCGACACCACCGCAGAGUCAAGCGGGAUAAAGACGACAGUGAUGACGAGAGUCGUGGAAACGCUGCCAGUGAUUUGGAGUCCACUCACAUCAAAGACGCCCCCAAGGAGUUGACUUCUGGGACCUGUGACAAGUCAGAGGUGAAAACUGCUGUUGGACUCAAAUCAGCAGGCGUCAGAGCGUCCCACAGGGCCAAGAAACGUCCACCCAGAGGAAUGUUUCUGAAGCAGGAUGACGUGGCUUCACUGUCCUCUUCCACGUGUGCUCAUGGCGUCCUGCGACACCUUGAUGCUCAGCUCAUGACUGUCAAGAGACAGGUUCAGAGCAUGAAACAGGCCAACAGUAUUCUGAAGGAGAAGCUGGACUGUGGAGUGGAUAAGUUCAGACAAGCUGAGGUGAGCUGGAAGGUAAACAGUCGCUGGAGUACAGAGGAGCAACUGUUGGCAGUUCAAGCCAUCAGGAAAUAUGGGCGGGACUUCCAGGCCAUCUCUGAUGUGAUUGGUAACAAGUCGGUGGUCCAGGUGAAGAACUUCCUGGUCAACUACAGACGCAGGUUCAACCUGGAUGAGGUUCUUCACGAGUGGGAGAAGGAGAACGGCGUGGAGGGCGGGGUCAGUCUCGACGGCGACAAAAUGGAGACGGGACUUGAUGAUGAUGACGUGUCCAUCGACAUGACCCUCGCCGACGGAUCGUCUGACCGUUGACAUGUAAAGAUGUGACCCCGCCCCCUUCAGCGUCCAAGCAUGUUGUUGUUUUUUGAAACAGUGACAUCAUUGCUACUUUGUUGCUAUGGAAAUACUUCAUAUUUUAUUACAUACAUUUUUUUCUUUUGAUGUUAUGAGAAAAUAAAAAUCAUAUCAAAUGUCAUCUUUAUAAAGUAGGUGUCUGUGGGUGUGUAUAUGUAUGUAUAUAUGUUUGUAUAUGCAUAUAUAUCAAAUCAAUAAAACAAAUAAUUAUGUGCAUAUAUAUUAUAUGUACAUGCAUCUAUCUAGGUGUAUAUGCAUAUAUAUGGGCAGAAUGUUGGCGCAGUGGUUCGUGCUCGUGCCUUACACUAUGGAUUCGGGGUCUUAUAGAUCAGUGGUUCUCAAAUGGGGGUACGCGUACCCCUGGGGGUACUUGAAGGUUUGCCAAGGGGUACGUGAGAUUUUUUUUAAAUGUCUGUCCAAAAGAACUGUGAAAAGAAAUGCAACAAUGAAAUAUUCAGUGUUGACAGCUAGAUUUUUUGUGGACAUGUUCCAUAAAUAUUGAUGUUAAAGAUUUAUUUUUUUGUGAAGAAAUGUUUAGAAUUAAGUUCAUGAAUCCAGAUGGAUCUCUAUUACAAUCCCCAAGGAGGGCACUUUAAGUUGAUGAUUACUUCUAUGUGUAGAAAAUCUGUAUUUAUAAUUGAAUCACUUGUUUAUUUUUCAACAAGUUUUUAGUUAUUUUUAUAUAUAUUUUUCCAAAUAGUUCAAGAAAGACCACAACAAAUGAGCAAUAUUUU
Messenger RNA from Entelurus aequoreus (snake pipefish), 1859 nucleotides. Its product is annotated as REST corepressor 1-like. Gene Ontology annotation, molecular function: transcription corepressor activity. The transcript is spliced from 11 exons. Lineage: Eukaryota; Metazoa; Chordata; Actinopteri; Syngnathiformes; Syngnathidae. Gene Ontology annotation, biological process: regulation of transcription by RNA polymerase II; negative regulation of DNA-templated transcription. Gene Ontology annotation, cellular component: transcription regulator complex; histone deacetylase complex. Bases 37 to 1083 code for a protein of 348 amino acids. The record is from RefSeq and is a predicted model, not a curated record.